Penicillium atrosanguineum is the source of this 567-nucleotide messenger RNA. RefSeq lists its product as uncharacterized. Bases 1 to 567 code for a protein of 188 amino acids. The transcript is spliced from 2 exons. The record is from RefSeq and is a predicted model, not a curated record. NCBI's taxonomy places the organism in Eukaryota, Fungi, Ascomycota, Eurotiomycetes, Eurotiales, Aspergillaceae.
AUGCACCGCAUCACCGACGCCAUUCGCGAGGAUCAUCGUGAGAUCCAGUCUUACUACGAUCUGAUCUGCAAUGCCGAAGAUAGCGAUGAGCAGACUCGAUUCCAAAAUCAAUUUACAUGGGAACUCGCCCGUCAUGUCGUGGGCGAGGAACUAGUGCUGUACCCCGCGCUAGAAGCACAGCUGCCCAAUGCCGAUACUAGUGAUGAUCGGCAACAGCACCGCACGAUCAAAGAAAAACUUGAGAUCUUUCAAAGCAUGAGCUGCUCCGAUCCUCGCUUUAUCCCCACUAUGACGAUCCUUAUGGAAGAUCUCUCAGCCCACGUCCAUAUUGAGGAGACCCGGAAUCUCGUUCAACUAGAGGCUUCCAUCACAGCCGAGGAGAGCAUUCGCUUAGCACGUUCUUUUGACCGCGCCAAGUCGUUUGCCCCCACACGAGCCCAUCCCGAAUUGCCCGAUUCCUCUUAUGAGACGGUAGCUGAUUUUGUGGCUGCCCCACUGGAUCAUCUGGUAGAUCUGUUUCGACGCUGGCCGGGCGAUGGACUGACUCCAAUUCCAGAGAUGGAAUAG